Molecule: messenger RNA, 2976 nt
Organism: Puccinia triticina
Lineage: Eukaryota; Fungi; Basidiomycota; Pucciniomycetes; Pucciniales; Pucciniaceae
Exons: 14
Coding region: 1-2976 (991 amino acids)
Cellular component (GO): plasma membrane
Molecular function (GO): calcium-activated cation channel activity
Source: RefSeq, a predicted model, not a curated record
AUGUCCGACCCUCUAAUGAACUUCCGCGCUGCCCAUCUCAUAAAUCAGCUAGAUCAAUCAGCCCCACCUGGAAGCCCAGUCGAUAGAAACAAUCGACUCAAGCACGGGAACUGGUUCGAAACUCAGCUCGUGCUUUCCCUAGGAAUAGGCUCACUGGCUUUCCUCACGUUUUGUUAUUCAAGGGCUCGUUCGACCCUGACCUUUGCUCCGCGUACUCAUUUAUCAUCAUUUUCGCCUCAUCCAGUCCAUCUGAAAUCUGGCUUCUUCUCUUGGAUCUUACCCACCCUCAAAACCUCCGAGCACACCGUCCUACAGAUUGUUGGACUUGAUGCUGUCGUGCUGCUGUAUUUCUUCAAACUUGGCUUCUUUUACUUUCUUACCUGUACCAUCUUCGCUUUUCUUUUCCUGGUCCCUAUCAACAUUCAUGAAAAUGGCACAACAGAGGGGGUCCCUCCUGAUCCCCCCUCACCUAAAACUCUUCGAGCACUUGGCCAUCAAGUAACUCAUCCACUCAACUUUCUGUUCAGCGAUGAUAAGUAUAGCUGGCCCGAUCUGACCAAGAACGUCACGAUAUAUCACUGCGUCCAUCUCGCGUUUACGUACUUCUUCAGCCUUCUCUUGUUGCGAUUCCUGAAGAUCACCUACCUCAGAUUUAUCGACACUAAACCGAUCUUCAGUCUUGCUCAUCACUCAUCCGUUCCCCUCCGCACCUUACUAAUCGAAAAUCUACCGCUUCAUCUUCGAAAUGACGAAGCACUCUUUGAAUACUUCAACGAUCUCCUUCGAUUCAAAGUCGAGUCCGUCAACGUAGUCCGAGAUGUCAGUGGGCUAGUCCCACUAUUGAGGCGAAGAACCAACGCCCUCAUCAACUUGGAAGAAGCUUGGGCAAAGUGGCUGGGAAAUCCGGUUCGGGGAGAAGCAGCGCUCAACUAUCACCCAGAAGAAGAACUGGCACGGAUCAUUUAUCAUCCUCGAGACGAUCAACCCCUCAACAGUUACUUGUCUUCAUCAGACCACAACGCUUCUGUCAGGUCUCCUGCAAAUCCACCAGAUUCGACCCCUUUCCCUACUCAGCCAUCCCUGCUCCAUCCUUCGCUAAAGCAACUAUCGGCCGUUCCCCGUCCAACCUUCCGGCCUCAUUGGUUCAGUAGAAAAAAGGUGGACUUGAUCGACCACCUAACUGCUGAAUUUCAACAAGCUGAUGAUCUAGUUCAACGCCGUCGAAAGGGUAACUUCCGCUGCCACUCGACCGGUUUUGUCACUUUUAAAAGCUUCGUGGACGCCCAAACACUAUGCCAAGUCAGCCAUUGGCCUAAGCCCGGCCAAGCCAUCAUCUCACUAGCCCCCGAGCCUCGUGAUAUUUAUUGGUCCAAUCUUACCAUAUCACGGUGGUCUAUCAAAGCGCGCAAUGUGAUGGUCUUGCUCUCUAUUGCAGCAUUAUACGGGUUUUGGGCUACGCCGGUCACCUUCUUGGCCAAAUGGAUGUCCUACGAUACAUUGGUGUCCUUAUUAAGCCCCAAGCUGAUCCAAUGGAUUGAAAAAAGCCCGACCAUCAAAGCCUUGAUUCAGAACUCACUCCCCACCCUAGCCAUCAUCAUUUUCAAUGCGCUUUUGCCAUUACUGUUAGAUUGGCUCAGCACCAUGCAAGGUUUCAAGGCAAAAAGUUUGAUCGAGUACUCUCUGAUGAAAAAAUAUCAUCUAUUCCUUCUCAUUACCGUCUUCUUCAUUUUUGUGGCAGUUUCAACCGUAUCUUUAUUGCGAGACUUGCGAGACAAUCCAGCGCAAUUUAUCGACAAGAUAGCCAGCUCGCUUCCGGGCGCUCGUGAUUUUUUCAUCUCCUACCUGAUGCUUCAAUCCAUGGCCAUCGUGCCACUCCAGUUGCUCCAGCUUCCUGGCCAAGUGAGUCGGUUCUUCUACCGGCUAUUCAGUGGUUUACAUACGCCCCGGCGCCACAGCGAAUUGAAAAACAUGCACCUAGAAGUGCUCAGCCUGGGAACCAUCUAUCCGCAGGCGCUUUUGGUCUUUACUAUCGGGAUUACCUACAGCGUCAUUGCGCCGAUCAUCUUAGUAUUCGGAACAGUCUACUUUGGAAUGGCCUACUUGGUGUACAAGUAUAAGGUGUUGAAUGUUUACUAUCGUGCAUUUGAAAGUCAAGGCCAAGCGUGGCCCAUUGCUUGUAAUCGGAUUGGAUGGGCUUUGAUCAUUUUCCAAAUCUUUAUGCUCGGUCUGUUAUCACUUCGACAAGUGUUUCUACUAUCAACCUUGGUAAUUCCAUUGAUUCUGUACACGAUUCAGCAGCUCAUAAGGUUAGAAUCGGUUUAUGGCAGACACUCACAAUUCACAAGUUUAUCUCAACUGCGAGAAUCUCAAAGGAAGGAAGACGAAGAUAAUGGCCUUGGCGACGAAGAUCGAAUCGAAACUACUCUGAGGCCCUCUCCAAGUCAUAGAUCAAAGUUCUCGUCCUCAAAUCGAUUACGCAAAUCUUCUGUUACCCAGAGUCAGACAAAUUUGAACGUCAAGCGAUACAAUCGUAAAGACGAAACUUUAUUUAUACCCGGAGAAACUGAGUAUACAGAUAACACCGAGCCGCCUAUGUCGACAGUAUACUGGGGCAUUCUAGAUACUGGCACAAACCGCUAUGCCCAUCCAGCCAUCUCUGGACGAAUGCCCCUGCCCCAAUUGCCGGUCAUACGCGGAUCAGCGUCAGACAAAGCCAACGACACUCAGCCUGGAAAGAAGCGUUACGAAUUGCCUCAGUACCGGGCCUCAAACGCUGACUCGCCACAAUCGUCGGGGCAAAGUUUAAGGACCCUUGGCAAGUUCAACAGACGUGGUCAAGGGAGUGAGGAUAGUCGAGAGAACGGUGGACUGCUGGAUGUGACACCGGAGGUAGGAGAAUCGGAAGAAGACGACCAUGCUUCUGAUGCUCAGCAAUCUCAUGAACAUAAAACCUUAAAGGGGAAGAACCGUAAAUAG